AGAUCCUGUGGGGUGGCUGUGAUCGCAACAAUGUUUUCCGUCAAAUAAAGCAAUUCCUAAUUAAUAAUUUUGUUAGUCGAUAUAAAAAUGUGUCUUAAUAUGUUCGAAAAGAAAUAUAAAUUCGCGAGUGAAUAUCAGAGCGGAUUAACCUCAAAUAUAAAAAACGUAAAUGUAUAAUACAAGGAGUUGCGCCAAAAGACGUUCUCUUAAUGCCGGGAAAAUUCCUCAUUCGUUCAAUAAACCCACCGAACUGAAGAAACAGAAUAAGGUUAAGAAAGGCUCUCGACUUUUGGGCGCCUUUAAUUACAAUAAACCCUUUCAAAAAAGCGCCAGAAAGGGCAAUAUUGGAUGCAAUCUCACAUCGCAGAAGUCUCCUGUUUCCUCUUCAUUUUUUACUAGAGGCUUCAAAUCACUAGUGGCUCGAAAGAAUAAGGCAGCAGGUCAAACGAACGAGUUUAACGAAAAAUACGACAAAAUAUUAAACGAAAAUCUUGAAGGUCUUUUGCAGUCUGCCGAAAACCUUAACGACAUAAACUUCGAAGAAAUUUACGACCCUACGAGACCACAGCUAUCGGCACAUUUCGUUAAUUUGUUUAAUAAAAACCAGGACAAUAACAAGGAAGGUGAAAUUUUAAGGGACUGCUUUUCAAAGAUACUUUCUGUUGCUGAGGAACAUCAAGAAACAGAAAACUGUAAUGAAAGUGUCUUCAAAGAAAUCAACUACAAAUACGAUGAGUUGCGUUUAGAAAAUAAUACACAAAGUGAUCCUGAGGAAAGUUUUGCCGAGGAAGCGGAAUUAUAUUCAAGGAACAAUACAGUAAACGCUGAUUUUUGUAGAUUACUACAGUCACAAUUGGUGGGUUUUGAAGGAGACUCUGCAGUGUCAAGAACGAUUUCAAAAAUACAGCUUAUUCUAGACAGUUUACAGUCUAACAACGAAGAGGAAACAUCAAAAAUGACCGAACUGAAUAAACAAUUGGUUAACAAAUGCAACUGUGAUGAGGCGUCCGAAGACAACGCGAAUCUCCAACUGGUUCCACCCUCUUCGUGGGUCUUUCGCACUCCCAAUGACCAGAAAUUAAAGCAAUUGCCUGCUGAUGAGCCCAUUUUAGACUUACUAAAACCCGCAAUAUUACAAACAAGUGAUGAAACGAAAGUCUUGUACGAAAUCGACGAAAACGUAGUCAAACACGUAAACCUCGAAAACUACGUGGGACAAAAACGCAUGGUUCCUAUAAAUCCCUACAUGACAAAACAGGUGUGCGAGGUAAAUUUAUCGACAGACGAUCACGAAGACGAAAAGUUCGUGUCUUGCAAGAACAAGGACAGCUGGCAGGACAUAAUAAAGAAUUACCACGACGAUACAUUGUCUUUUAAGAUGCCUCUGAGCAAGCCCCAUGGCGUGCAUCGUGCAGUCUUCAGAGACACCACAAAUUUAGUCAGAGAAGUCACCGAUCCAAAUAAACGGCAUUCCGCUGGGUUCCCCCGGUUCGUGACCGAUAAUGUAGCGUCAUCUAGCGGCGCAAGUAACAAAGUUUCUCCCUAUAGUAGCAGCAACAAAAAGGAAAAUAGUCGUCCGUUUUACACACAACGCCCGAUAAAAACAAUCAAAAAGUCGUGUAGGUCAUUCAAGAAACCUCCGAAAAAGUUAACAUUCGACUUUGAGAGCAAACGGCAAAAGUUGUCCCUGUUCGACAACGACAAAUCCCCUGACGUGUACAAUCUGGACGAGAGUCAGGAAGCUUUCAAUGAAAGUUUCACAUUUAUUAAAACGGACGCGGGAGCUGCAAUGGACAUAGACUGUUCCUUAACCGAAAACUAUUAUGGAAAUAACGCGACAGUAACAGCAAGUCCUUUGGAUGUGGAAAUGGACACGGCGGGGGCCAAUUAUGCAACCGGUGGUGGCGCCAAUUUGUACGCGUCCGAAGUCUCUUACAACUUGAACGAACACUUUCUCAAUAACUACUCAAAAAUAACCGAAACUCCAACGUUUAAACUCUAUCCCAGACAGAAUUAUGACGCUGAAUGAAUUAUGUGUGUGAUUCAGGUAUAUUUGUGUAGUUAGUACGAAGAGGCAAAUUGGUUCGGUUAAUAGUACAAUAUUAUUGUACAUAAUAACUGCAGCGUAUGGUGCAAUUGAUUUGAUUAAUUAAUUAACGAGAAGAACAGAACAAAAAUGGUACCAGUGAUAGUUUGUUUGUUGGUGGGACAACUUUUCUAGAUGGACAAGUACGGGUAUGUACUUCGUAUCUCUGCUGCUUCUGAACCAAUCACUAAUGAAUAUUGUGAUACCUACACACACGACACAUGAUAUUGUAUCAAUUGUUAAGUGUUAUUAGCUUAUUUUAAAGAAUUCACGAACUGUUUGUUCAUUUUCGUUUUCUUUGUUUUUCUUUCACUUGUUGAACAAGCAUUCUUUCGUCAAGUCAUCAUUACCUUGUGGUAAAUAAUAAUAUACGUGUGAUAUUAGGAAAAAAUCCAAUUUUUUAAAGUAAGUUGUAGGUUUACAAAUAGUCGAUAAGCAAUUUUCUUUGUAACGACUGCAAUCCAACAUUUAAUUAUGUAUAAAUUGCUUCUCUCCAAUGAUUCCUUCGUUAGAAUUAACGCUAUCGUAAUAAAUUUUUGGGUACACAGUUAUUUUUAAGUUAAUUUGUAUUAGGCUUUCAUUUUUCUGUCGAUGAAAUUUGUGCAAUUGUGUUCCUUUUCAUUAUUUACAUGGCAAAAUUCUGACAUUCACGAUACAUUUAUUACACUGUACUCGCUGUGUUUGGCUUGGGAGGGUGUACUGAAAAAAAUUGAUUCUAAAUUGUUUUGAAGACAAAAUAAUUAUUUUAUAAAUAGUUUUGUACUUAAACAGUAACAAUACGUACGUACGAUUUGAUUACAAUAUUCUCUUUUUUAAUUUAUGGCUGAAAUUAAUAUAGGUACUGUUUUUAUUUUUCACGUUGUAUGUUAUACAUGAUUGAGAAACUGAAGUAACCUCCUCAGAAUUGCAAUAUUUUUUGAUAAAUUAGACUUAUACAUACAUGAGACGAACUAUUUCUUGUUGUUAUAUUAUUAUGUAAUAUUUUUAAUAAAAACAAUGUACAUAUACGUAA
Molecule: messenger RNA, 3098 nt
Organism: Agrilus planipennis (emerald ash borer)
Lineage: Eukaryota; Metazoa; Arthropoda; Insecta; Coleoptera; Buprestidae
Exons: 3
Coding region: 170-2029 (619 amino acids)
Source: RefSeq, a predicted model, not a curated record